AUGAGAACCCUCGAUGAAGCCCAGACGCGAUGGGCCGAGACAUUAAAGAAUGCCAGGAGUUUCUCCGAGUUGCAGAAUGCAGUCAGAUACAACGGGCCUUCGAGCCCAUGCCUCACAGGCUGCAGGUCGGUGUGUUGGAAGGCCUUUCUGCUCCUACAAGACGUCGACCCCGCAGACUGGCUUCAUGGGGUCUCCGAGCUGCGCAGCUACUACUCUCAACGCCGGGAUCAUUUCUUAAAGUUCAUCGAGCACCCGGAGGAGCUGGCCAAGGUAGCCAUUGACCCGCUGACCGACGACCCAAAGUCGCCGUGGAACACUGUCCGUCAAGACGAGAUCAUCAGGGCGGAAAUCGCGCAGGAUGUUCGCCGCCUGCCGGAUGAGCCCUUCUACCACCAAGACCGGACGCAGACAUUGAUCAUUGACGCGCUGUUUGUCUACUGCAAGUUGCAUCCCAACAGCGGCGGAUAUCGCCAGGGUAUGCACGAGAUUCUAGCGCCGAUAGCAUACGUGGUCAGUCAAGAUGCGCUUGAUCGUGAAACCAUCGCGUCCAGCGGACAGCCGGCUGAUGAAGCGAUGGUCGGUAUGCUCGACUCGUCCUUCAUCGAACACGACACAUUUGCGUUGUUUUCCAAGAUCAUGGAGAAGGCCAUGUCGUUUUACGAAGUCAAGGACUCCGUUUCAAAGGCGGCCUUGGCAUCCGUGUCCAAGGAUCGUGUGGAAACGUCGGCCAUUGUCGAGAAGAGCAAGUUCAUCCACGAGGUGUGCUUGGCCAAGGUUGACCCAGAGUUGGCCAACCACCUAAAAGAUAUUGAGAUCCUGCCGCAGAUUUUCUUGAUCCGAUGGAUCCGCCUUCUUUUCGGCCGCGAGUUUCCGUUCGACGAGCUCCUCGUCUUUUGGGAUACCCUUUUUGCCGUCGACCCGUCCCUAAGCUUGAUAGACCUUAUUUGCGUUGCUAUGCUUCUUAGGAUUCGUUGGAGUUUGCUCGAGGCAGACUACUCCGUUUGCUUGCAAUUGCUACUCAAGUAUCCCGCACCAGAUGCCCCUCAUGGACCUCACACGUUUGUAGACGACGCCAUGUACCUGAGAACGCAUCUUAGUGUCUCGGGGGGUGUCUCGCUCCUGUUGAAAUAUACGGGGAAGAUGCCCAGCACAACACAGUCUGCAGCUAGUUCGCGGCCCACGACGCCAAUGAGCCAGGCAUUUUCUUUCAAGAACCGAACCAGAGGCAACCAAUCGCCGAUUCCCUCGGCAAGCAGGUUCAUCCAGCAGCAGGGUGGAGUGGAAGCUCUAUUCCAGGGCGCCGCAAAAAGCAUGCUUGAGCGAGGUGAGAAGCUCGGCAUCAACCAAGCCGUACGCGAUGCCAUGGGUGACAUCAGAAAGAACAUGCAGAGCUUGAACGAGGUACGCUAUACACCUCGCACAGCAAGACAACUGCUGGGAGACGACUCGGCGACCCAGGCCAUUGCCGCGCUGGAGCAACGGAACAAGCUCCUGGCGAACAUGCUGGACGAGACGGUCACGAGUCUUAGGUCUUUGGGCACAUCCAACCUUGAUGACAAGGUUAAGACCCUGGAGCUCGUCGAGGUGGCUGCCGCCAAGAUCCAGUUCGUCAAGGUUUACCUGGAAGACCCAACGAUCGAGGUCCCGGAUUUGGAGGGCUUCACCAGCCCGCCACCUGAAGAAGCUAAAGAAAACUCAAUGGACGUCGACCCAGACGGCAAGGCCGCCUUGGAGGCCGCUGCUUCCGCCGAAAAUGUGGCAGGCGCCAUAUCCACGCUGUCCCUGGCAGGCCAAGGGAAAGACAUAGCGUCGUCAGCUUCGACAUCUCUCCCCGAGCUGAUGGAUACCACACAAGAUGCACCUGCAGACAAACCUGCCGAGCAUCCUUCAGUGAAAACAUCAAGCCCAAAGUUGGGUACCCCUCCGAGGAAGCCGAAGGAACGACCUCAGCCGCCGAUUCCAACGCGAUCAACCCUUGCCCAGUCAUCCUUCUCGUGGAUGCUUGAGCCGGACCAGUCCGCACAAUCCGCGUCGCCACCGCAGAUGCCAAAGUCGAGCUCCGGAGGCGCACACCGGAAGAAACCCUCGGGAAACAUCAGCAGAGAGCGGAACGCCUUUCUCUUUGGCGAGGUUGUCGCCGAUUCCGACGAUGACACCAAGCCGAUCAAGUCCGAUGACAUCUUUGGGCUGCAGCCCAUGGAGAAGCACAAGUCUCCAUUUGCAUAA
Messenger RNA from Colletotrichum graminicola M1.001, 2226 nucleotides. Its product is annotated as WD repeat domain-containing protein. Gene Ontology annotation, molecular function: GTPase activator activity. Lineage: Eukaryota; Fungi; Ascomycota; Sordariomycetes; Glomerellales; Glomerellaceae. Gene Ontology annotation, biological process: activation of GTPase activity. Bases 1 to 2226 code for a protein of 741 amino acids. The transcript is spliced from 6 exons. The record is from RefSeq and is a predicted model, not a curated record.